Molecule: messenger RNA, 1719 nt
Organism: Trypanosoma conorhini
Lineage: Eukaryota; Euglenozoa; Kinetoplastea; Trypanosomatida; Trypanosomatidae
Product: generative cell specific-1
Exons: 1
Coding region: 1-1719 (572 amino acids)
Source: RefSeq, a predicted model, not a curated record
AUGGUCACACCUCUGCCCUUUGCUGCAGAAGGUGUACUUCUGGCUUCUUCUUCCAUCGAAUACUGCGAUCGUGUAAGCGGCACGGAACUGCUUCCGUGUGAGAAGAAGAUGGUGGUGACGCUGUCGGUGGAUAAUGCGCAGGCUGCAGGCGUGGAGGAGUUUGUGCUCUUGCAGGAUGCCGUGGACAAAACGCGAGGUACAGGGAAAGAGCUCGCGAGAUUUGAACCAAUCCGUCUGACGACGAAAAAGUCACGCGUUCAAUACCGAUACCCUCUUUUUUAUGAACGCAAUUUCAACUCCAAGCCGUACGAGGAGCAGAUUCCAACGGAAAUAAUUGGGUGUGAUGAUGGAUCCAGCCCCGAGGCAACAUGUGGAGUGGUUCUCGACGCGGCGGGGGAACCAAUUCCAUACAGCGGGGGAUUCUGUUGUCGAUGCGGCAUGUGCCAACUGUUGGGCAUCUGCCCUCCGGACAGCCGUGGUCUUCAUGUGUGCAACGUGUUCGGAGAGGCUUCCCUGGCCUCGUGCCUCCGUUUUGGAGAGCUCUGGUACAGUGGGUACAGCAUAGGCUCGCCCUCUGCCUGGUACCGACUGGAGGUGACGCUAACGGCUGGCUCCUCAACUGAAGCCAAGAAGGCGAAGCAGGCAUCCUUUGAGCUGGGGCCGGAUGUGAUUUCGGGCUCCUCAGCGGAGUUUGGAGCUUGGGCCAAGCUUGUGGGGGACUUUAUGCCAGCGGAAACGCCAUUGCUUCUCUCUGAGAAGAUGCUUUUUGUCCCCAACUUUCCGAGGAAUCACAAACUUGUUUUGGCAGGCCCACCAGAAUGGUUGCUGUUGGACAAACACCGUGUGAGCAUGCAGGGUCGAGAAUGUAACAAGGUGGGGGUCUCAUAUGAGGCUUUUGGCAGUCAAGGCAGCAGGUGCCAAUUACAGCGGGGGUCAUGUCUGGCCGAUCAGUUGGAGGACUACCGUUUGAGUGACAUGGCAGUUGAAGCCAAAGGAGGCAGAGGCCAGUAUAUGGCCCGCUUUUUUGGCGAUUUUGCGCUCAGUACAGCCAACAGCACCGACACUCCAAUUCUCUCGUACUGGAUGCGGGGGUCGCUGGCGACGAUGGUCACUAUCGUCAUCUCGGCGGAUAGACUGAAGUAUGUACUCUCGGUCUCCCCAGGCGAAAUUGUCGCCACAGAGGUGUCGAAGUCGACGAUAGAGGCUGCUUCACGAGAUGGGGUGCUUGCUGUGACGGUGCGCAACACUGGCAGCAUAACAGCGCAAUACACUCUUGGGGUGGGGAACUGCUCAAGACACGUUCACCCUAUGAUGGCCCAGCCCAUGAGUAUGGCACCACAACAGACACUGACACGCAGUUUUGACUUAAAUGUGCAGGGCACGUUGGAGGAGGGAAUCGUGACGUGUGAUGUGACCUUACGAGACGCGCGAGGUGAUAUCGCCGACAAGAAGGUUGUGGAAUUUCGCGUGACAAGCGUGAGAUGGACGAACGGGACACAGGGCGAUAAUACACCCACUGGAGAUGGCGCCAGCGUGGGUGGUAAAGACGGUUCAGCUUGCAAACGUUGUGAGUGGUACAUAAUCAUCUGUUUUCUGGUGCAUCGGUGUUGGUGGCAGCCGUUACUGUAUGUUCUGAUUGCUAUUGCUUUGCUAGUGGGGGUGUAUUUUGCUUUUAAAAUGUGUUCGUGCUGCACUGACGCCCAGAAAGCGCGUGCGUAA